CUUAAGAAAUACUAGACUUUAGCUACUGCAUCCCUGGCAACCAACCCAAAACAAAACGGAGUCAAAUUUGUUAAAAAUCAAGAAAAUCUUAAAUAAACUUCAAUAAUAAACCCUAUAAACAAUUCACGACCAUGGCCGCCUUGGCCAGUUUGACCGCACAGUACACAGACUCCGAAAAUGAAGGCGAGGCCAGUCCAGAUUCCCAGAACUCAACGGCGUCCCAGGUCAUCAUUCCUAAGCGGCCCUCGCCAACACCCACAAAACAGGAUCCAAGCGAAAACAAGCAGCAAGAAAAAAAGAAAAGGAAGCGGGCCAAGAAAGUCCGUAGGCUGGUGAGCUACCAGGAUGAUACCCUCAUUUCCGACGAGGAGGAAGAUAAGGCUGCAGCCCAGUCCAGCGAGGAGGAAUCGAGCAGCGAUUCGGAAAGCGAAAGUUCCGGUUCCAAGAGUGAGGACAGCUCAAAGGCCAAGGACAAGAGCAAUGCUGGAAACGGAGCUCGCGAGGGCGAAACUGCCAUGGAGGUGGACGAGGAGUCGGCUGACUUUCCCACCGACGAACGAACAGCUGAGAGCUACGAGAAGGAUCCUAAAUAUGCCAAGUACAAGUUUCAACUGCCGCCGGAGCCGAAGGGCAAUCCACCGCCGGAACUGGUGGCCAAGAUCACCAAAAUGUACACAAAGAUGCGGCAGACGAAUAUGGACAUGAACCGAGUGAUCCAAGACCGCAAGGAGUUCCGGAACCCAAGCAUCUACGACAAACUUAUUAGCUUUUGUGACAUCAACGAGUUUGGAACCAACUAUCCUCCAGAGAUCUACGAUCCCUUACAGUGGGGCGAGGAAUCCUACUAUGAGUCUCUCGCAGCCGUUCAGAAAACAGAGAUGGUCAAGCGGCAGAAGGAUCGCAAGGAUAUGGAUAAGGUGGAACAGGUCACGGCUUUAGCCAGGAAAGUCGAAGAGGAAGCCAAAAAGCGGAAAUCCAAGUGGGAUCAGCCAGCUCCGUCCACUAAGCCCACUCUGCCUGCUCUGACCACCACGGUUACGGGCACCAAGGGCACGGUUAUCUCCGCCUUCGGUUCGCUUCCCAAAAAACCAGCCGCUUAGUUAUUGAAUAAAUAAAAUUUUAAACCUAAA
Messenger RNA from Drosophila ananassae, 1130 nucleotides. RefSeq names its product SAP30-binding protein. Bases 132 to 1100 code for a protein of 322 amino acids. The record is from RefSeq and is a predicted model, not a curated record. Gene Ontology annotation, cellular component: nucleus. Gene Ontology annotation, biological process: regulation of DNA-templated transcription. The transcript has 3 exons. Lineage: Eukaryota; Metazoa; Arthropoda; Insecta; Diptera; Drosophilidae.